AUGACUUCAUCGAAAAGGUCUCCUGAAGUGAUUUUCAUUGGCAUUGCUGGUCCAUCAGGUUGUGGAAAAACGACUUAUGCUAAACAUCUCGUCCACCGUCUUCAAUCACCUAUUUCUGUUAUUGGCUUGGAUGAUUUCUUCUAUUGUACAAAGACUAUCGAACAUCCUAUUCUCGGCCGGAUUCGAAGUUUUGAAGAACCCGAAACUCUCCAUGUAGAAAGUUUAGUAAACCUUUUGCAAUCGCUCAAACAACAUCCCGAAGACGUUACACGUUAUCGUCGAGGUGAUAUUUCUCUAACAGACAGCAGAUACAUUUAUGUUGUUGUCGAAGGUUUUCUCCUCUUCGGCCUAUCAGACAAUUUAACAUCUAUGUUUGAUAUUCGAAUAUUUUUCGAUUCAACUAUGGCUGAAUGUCGUUUGAGACGAUUUCGUCGUCGAUCGAAAAUUGCAUCGCAAGUACCUGAUGAUCAAGUACAAGUAACAACUGAUUUCCAGCAAUGGUUCGAUUAUUUAGUCUGGGAGGAAUAUCUGAAACGACGUGAUUUGCAAAUGUCGAAAGCGGAGAAGAUCUUUCAUUCCGAUCAGUAUAAAAAUCGUGAUUAUACGCAAUUGGAUGAUUAUCUGGAUGCACGUUUGAUAGAAAUCAUUGAAAAGAAAUCAUAA
This is a messenger RNA of Adineta ricciae, 663 nucleotides long. Lineage: Eukaryota; Metazoa; Rotifera; Eurotatoria; Adinetida; Adinetidae. The record is from the annotation of a GenBank genome assembly.